This is a messenger RNA of Lobosporangium transversale, 442 nucleotides long. RefSeq lists its product as hypothetical. Bases 92 to 403 code for a protein of 103 amino acids. NCBI's taxonomy places the organism in Eukaryota, Fungi, Mortierellomycota, Mortierellomycetes, Mortierellales, Mortierellaceae. The record is from RefSeq and is a predicted model, not a curated record. The transcript has a single exon.
GAUGUUGAUGUUGAUGGUAAAAAGUAUGAAAAGAGAAAGAAAGAGAGAACAGUUAAGCAAGUGAAUCCACCUCCUUUAGCUCUAAAAUGGAAUGGGGUUUGCAUUCGCCCUUUAUUUCUUUUCCUUCAAGGACUCUAUCCAACUAUCCUUUUGCUUUCUUUUCCUUUCUUUUCUUUUCUUUUCUUUUCUUUCUUUUCUUUCCUUUCUUUCCUUUCUUUCUUUCCUUUUCUUUCCUUUCUUUCCUUUCUUUCCUUUCUUUCCUUUCUUUCCUUUCUUUCCUUCACCCUUUCACUCACUCAUUCACUCUCUCACUCUCUCUCUCUCUCUCUCUCUCUCUCUCUCUCUCUCUCUCUCUCUCUCUCUCUCCUUUUCUUUUCUAUCCAUAAUCUUUUUUUACGCUUGACCUUUUUGUAACCCGUUGAUCCGUUUGUCCUGUCCCAAU